This is a messenger RNA of Sphenostylis stenocarpa, 840 nucleotides long. NCBI's taxonomy places the organism in Eukaryota, Viridiplantae, Streptophyta, Magnoliopsida, Fabales, Fabaceae. The record is from the annotation of a GenBank genome assembly.
AUGAAGAUUUUUUAUUGGAUGCAAAACAGGAUCAAUGGGAGCAAUGGUAAACAGAAACAUACUAACUCGGUUUCUGCUACCCAUUACAUGAGGCAUGAACCUUGCAAGCAAGAGUUCAGUGACUGGCCCCAAGCACUCCUUGCAAUUGGAACGUUUGGGAGCAACAUGAGAGAAGAUUCGAGUGGAAGGGGUAACAACACCGCAGAGGAUUCAUCUUCCUUCAAGGAUAGCACACAAGAGAUCACGUUUGAAGAGGUUGCAAAUCUUCAGAAUGAGUUCAGCAUAUUCUUUAAGGGGAGGGUGGAACCAAAUUUGGGAGGUGAACAAGAAGAACACACCAAUGAUCUGACCUUGGAAUGUUUGAAAAGUGAGCAUUCAAGGCUGGAUUCUGAAGGUAAAGAAAAUGAGUCUCUUUCUGAUGGCUCCAAUGCCAACGUUGGGAAUUUCUACCCAAGCAAGAGUGUAAUAUUCAGCAGAGGAAAAGAUUGUAGUUUGGAUCAUAGCAGUAAGAGAGGUGUUGGCAAGAAAUCACUCUCUUUUCUUCUCAAGAAGAUGCUUGCUUGCAAAAGUGGUUUUCAACCUACCCCUUUGUUCAGAGAUCCAGUUUGCACUGAGUCCAGAAUGGAGAAGAUUCUGAGGGCAAUACUUAACAAAAAGAUAUAUCCCCAAGGUUCAUGUUCAAAUACACCGUUCGUAAAGAAGUACCUUGAAGCCACACCAAUGUCUCAGUUUGAAGAUGAUAAAGAUUAUGAUGAUGAUAACGAAGAACUAGCUACUGUUGCAGAGAAUGGAAGUAAAUGGGUCAAGACUGAUUCUGAAUAUAUUGUUCUUGAGAUAUGA